AGAAUUAGAUGCUACAUAAUUAUUAAAUAAUGCAAUACUUGAAAAGACUUGUAGUUUUAAAUAAAUUACAAUAUGUAAGAAAUAAGAAAAAAGAAUUAUUGAAUUAUAUUACUUAUCAAUAUAGAUACAAAUUUGAUAGAGUUAUAUUUGAAGAAUAUGAUGAAACUGAAGAAGAAAAAAAUACUUAUUCAAAAUUGGCUAAAGAUUGUUUAGGAUCAAUUAUUGGUGAAAAUAGAGUAUUUGUUAUACAACCAUAUAUAAAAUGGGGUGUUAAAAAAAAAAGAAAUACUACACCUCAAUUGCAAUUAGCAGAGGCAAUAACACUUAUUAAUACUCUACCAAAUUGGAGUGUUGUUGGUAAAAAGAUAGUUCCAUUACUUUCUUUACAAAAACACAAAUUAGUUGGUUCAGGAACUCUUGAAACUUUGAAAAAAGAUAUUACAAAUUGUCCAAAUGUUACAGCUAUAUUCAUUAGUACAAAUUUAUUGAAAUUUGUACAAAUUGCUGAAUUACAAAACAUUUUUCAUUUACCAAUUUAUGAUCGCUAUAGUAUAGUUAUUCAUAUUUUUCGAGAACAUGCAAAAAGUCCAGAAGCGAAAUUGCAAGUAGCUAUAGCUGAAAUUCCAUAUGUAAGAAAGAAAAUGAUUGAUUUAACUAAUUAUCUUAUUGGUCAAGUAAAAUUUGAUGAAAAAACAAAAAAUUUACUUCAAAUCAGAGAAAAAAAAUUAAGAAAUGCACUAAAGAAAUUGAAAGAACAUAGACAAAUGAUAAAACGUCAUAGAUCUAGUUAUGGUUUUCCAACUAUUGCUAUUGUUGGAUAUACAAAUGCUGGUAAAACAUCUUUGAUAAAAGCAUUAACAGAAGAUGCUUCAUUACAACCAGAGAACAAACUAUUUGCCACUUUAGAUACAACAGUACAUCAAGGAUUACUUCCAAAUAGCUUGAAAGUAUUAUAUAUUGAUACUAUUGGCUUUAUUCAGGAUGUACCGGAAACUCUAUUAGAGCCAUUUCUAGUAACUUUAGAAGAUGCUAUAAGUGCAGAUAUUUUAAUUCAUGUGUUUGAUAUAAGUCAUCCUGAUGUCAAAGCUCAAAUCCAGCAUGUUCAAAAAACAAUACAGUCUAUAAUAGAUGAAAAUAAAAUAAUAAUUAAUGUUGCUAAUAAAUGUGAUAUGGUUGAAAAAAAUGAGAUAGAAGAUGUUUUACCAGAAGAUGCGUUUACUGUUUCUGCUAUCAAAUUAAAAGGCAUUGAUUUAUUACGAUUAAAAAUACAAGAAGAAAUUAUACAUACUGCUAAUUUAAUACAAAAACGUAUUAAAGUAGGAAAUGGAAGUGUAGAAGCAUCAUGGUUAUACAAAGAAACGACUGUUUUAAAUGUUAUACCUGAUCCCAAAAAUUCACAAUAUUUAAUAAUGGAUGUAUUUAUGACAACACCUAUAUUUUAUAAAUUUAAACGAGUUUUUAAUGUUUAAAUAAAUUUAUUUGUAUUUA
Molecule: messenger RNA, 1488 nt
Organism: Apis florea (little honeybee)
Lineage: Eukaryota; Metazoa; Arthropoda; Insecta; Hymenoptera; Apidae
Product: putative GTP-binding protein 6
Cellular component (GO): cytoplasm
Molecular function (GO): GTP binding; ribosome binding
Source: RefSeq, a predicted model, not a curated record